Aspergillus chevalieri is the source of this 2565-nucleotide messenger RNA. RefSeq lists its product as uncharacterized. The record is from RefSeq and is a predicted model, not a curated record. NCBI's taxonomy places the organism in Eukaryota, Fungi, Ascomycota, Eurotiomycetes, Eurotiales, Aspergillaceae. The transcript has 3 exons. Bases 1 to 2565 code for a protein of 854 amino acids. Gene Ontology annotation, cellular component: cytoplasm.
AUGGCUGCCCCAUCCAGCAAGCCUGUACAGGCGCCAAAAUCCACUACCUCACCCGCUUCGUCCACCAAUGCGACAGCUCGCCUCGAAAAGGCCCAUCCAGGCGUUCGUCGCUCAACCCCCGACUCAGAUGCUCUGGCUUCUUCGGAUGAUGAUGGAGACCACUCUCAGCAGACGCAACCCCCGACCUCCUCUGUGUCCAUCCCCAAGCCCGGUCGCCGUACGUCCUGGUUGAACGAAGUCCCUCCACACGUUACCCGCAAGUCUUCUUUGACAACUACUGCCCCUCUGUCGUCGGGAACCUCCAACCCAACUAGCCCCGCAACUGAUCAGUCUGUGUGGAGCACGAGUCCAGGUUUGGGUGGCUCGAUCGCGUGGAACCACGUUGGAGGUAGCUCAUUCCCAUGGGGUACGGGUAUUUGGAAUUCUGAGUCUCGCAAAGAACCACCCCCUCGCCUCUCAGAGAUCGUUCCGUCUCCCACUACCUCGAAUACUUAUCUGGCGGAUGAGUUAUUGAGCCCGACCGCCCGCACUUCGUCCGGGGAUGCGGGUAUCCCAUUUUCCAUUCCUCUUCACCCAACUCCCAAGACCUACCGGUCCCAAUCAUACUCAGUGGGCCAACUGGACCCCGAAUUUCUAACCCUGAUGGCCAACAAGUCGGGAGCAGCUCAGGCGGCGCCGUAUCCCAAUGCGCGUCCUCGCAACAGUGUUAGCCAGCUGUCCGCCUUGCAGCAUCGUUCAUCGCGUCCCAGUCUUCUAGGUGAACUGGGCCACGACCCUGCUACGCUUGACCGUGUGCGUGAAGACGAAGAUGAUGAAGAUGAGGGCAGCGCCAACGGCUCAGACGGCAGCAUGAACUAUACCGUCAACCAAGCGCGCACCAUUGAGCAGCUUUCCAGGGAGAAUGCCCUCUUGCGCCAGGCGGCUAUGGACAACAGUAUGAGGGACCGUCGCGGAUCAACUGCAUCUGCGAACGGUGGAUAUGCAGUUGGUGGCGCACCUCGUAACUUGCAUGCUAUUCGUGGAAACGUGCCUGAAGUGACAGAUUUAGACGUUAACGAACUUGAUGAGCUCCGCGCCAUCCAUGGAUACAACAACCUUGGCGGUCCGAAGAGGCGCUUCUCCGAACACUCUGCUAAUCUGGAAAAGCAGUUUUCUGGGCUUGCUCCUUUGGAAAACCGUGCUUUAGAAAAUGUUCGAAAGGCUCAUUGGCAGACUUCCCUUGGUUUUGACAGCAUCCCAGAGAUCCCCCAGAGUCGCCGCCACUCCUUUGCGGAUAUUCCCAUGCGACACACCUCCAUCAGCUCCGCUGCUGGUGAUUCGCAGACCCCAGUGAACAUUAGGACUGGAUUAGGAGGCCCGGAGGACGAACACAUCCAUAUCGCCGAUGGUCCCCUUGUGAAUGCCCCAGGACAGACCCCAUCGUAUUUUUCCCACGAGCAAAGCCUCCGCAUGGCCGACGAGGCGCGUCACCCUACAUCUCUACACUCGACCUACUCCCUCCCGCAUCACGGCUAUGGUCGCCACCAGCCCCCUCUUGCGCAUUUCCACCAGAACCAGCUUCUCUACAUUGUGACCUUCAAGUGUCACCGCGCGGAUGUCUUUUACAUUCAGGAAGACACCGGCCUUCAGGUGAAGCCGGGCGAUCUGGUCAUUGUCGAAGCGGACCGUGGCACGGACCUGGGAACCAUCCAGCACGCCAACGUUUCGCUGCAAAAGGCCCGUGAGCUCAAGCAGCAGUACGCGGAAGAGCACUACAAGUGGUUGAUGAUGUUCUCUCGCCAGGGCCAGAAUGGUGGUGCCAACGUCGUCGAUUCGUCUGGAAACCUCCCCGGUCUGAAUGGCAGAAGCGCUAUUGGUGGCAUGGGUCCUCAUGGUUCUCACGGAUCGCAGGAGGCGCCUGCUGACAUCAAGCCGAAACUGAUUAAGAGACUGGCCCAAAAUCAUGAGAUUUUGACGCUUCGUGACAAGGAAGGGAACGAGGCGAAGGCCAAGCGGGUCUGCCAGCAGAAAGUUGUGGAGCACCGUCUUAAUAUGGAGAUCUUGGAUGCUGAAUUCCAGAUGGACUGGAAGAAGCUUACGUUCUAUUACUUUGCGGACUCGUACAUCAAUUUCAACUCGCUUGUGACUGAUCUUUUCAAGAUCUACAAGACCAGAAUCUGGAUGUCGGCUAUCAACCCCGCGUCGUUUGCUACUCCGCCUGGCGUUGGCUUGCCCUCUUCGGGUAGCAUGAGCAAUCCCCUGUACCAAGAGGCGCAACCAGACCGGCGUCAUCAGCACGAUGCACGCCCUUACGGCAAUGGUCGAGACCGUGAUUUCCUCGCCAACGAAAUGCUGCGCAACCCUUACGCAGACAAUUAUCAGUCAUUCGGCCAGGCCCCUCGCCAUCCUGAAGCCGGCCUUGGUGGAUUUGGCAUGCAAGGCCAACCCGAUCCGUUCUCCGCCUACGGCCCUACAGCCUAUGGCCCGAUGGAGACGGGGUUUGUCGACUAUGCGGCUUCCCCUCGCAUGCCUCCGGCCGCCGGUGACUGGACCAGCCGAUUCCAGGGCCUGUCACUUGGCUCUUAA